This is a messenger RNA of Nematostella vectensis (starlet sea anemone), 952 nucleotides long. Its product is annotated as trafficking protein particle complex subunit 4. The record is from RefSeq and is a predicted model, not a curated record. Bases 9 to 677 code for a protein of 222 amino acids. Gene Ontology annotation, biological process: endoplasmic reticulum to Golgi vesicle-mediated transport. Lineage: Eukaryota; Metazoa; Cnidaria; Anthozoa; Actiniaria; Edwardsiidae. Gene Ontology annotation, cellular component: TRAPP complex. The transcript has 5 exons.
AUCCCAAGAUGGCGAUCUUCAGUGUGUACAUAUUGAACAGAGCCGGUGGACUAAUCUACCAUUUCGACCACUACACACCGAAAAGCGAGGUGGAAAAGACAUACAGCUACCCUCUAGAAAUAACACUACGCGGAGAUGAUAAACUAGAGGUGAUAUUUGGCGCGAGAGACAACGUAAAAGUUGGUCACUCCCUACUAGCAAUAAACGGCGAGAAUGUUGUGGGUCGAAAACUUCCUGAUGGUACGGAUGUCAUGGAAUUCCUCGCUAAUAAGGAGAACUAUCCAAUAUCACUCAAGUUUGGACGAGCCAAGCUGAAGACUAAUGAGCGUAUCAUGCUUGCUAGCAUGUUCCAUCCGUUAUUUGCCAUAGCAGCAAAGCUUUCCCCAGAGCAGAGGUCAUCUGGUAUUGAGGUGCUCGAGGCAGACUCUUUCAAACUACACUGCUUUCAAUCAAUGACAGGUCUUAAAUUUAUCGUCCUUACUGAUCCAAGACAAGUGGGCAUGGAUGGCCUCUUGAAGAAAAUCUAUGAACUGUAUGGAGAUUUUGCCCUGAAAAACCCAUUUUACUCCUUAGACAUGCCUAUUAGGUGUGAAUUAUUUGAUUUAAAUUUACAAAAAGCUCUAGAUCAAGCGGCAGAGAAGUCUGGGUUAUAUUCAAGUAAUCCUUCAUUGAGCUGAAUAAAGAGACUUAAUGCAGACAUAUUAACUGUCACAUAUCAAAGGGGAAACCCAAUUAUUGCUAAUUGUAGUAUGGUCCUACCAUUAUCUGGGAGUAUCGUAAAAAUAUGUAAAUACAGGACAAAAUAUAUAACCAGAGCUCAAUUUUACCAUUUUUGCUAGCUUGCCAAGAUUAACUAAAAAUGAGAAAUUUAGAAGAGUUUAGUAUUGUUUUUUUUUCUUCAAAAUGUUUUGGCACUAUAUGUUGGUGGAAGCAGGGGUGGCCUAGUGUGUUA